AUGGAGGUUGCCGGCAACAGCACCCUCGGCUUCAGUUCCAUCCAGUUCAUCAACAUACGGAGCCGGUACGACCGCCUCGAUGCCGUCUCCCUGCAAAUCCAUCUCUCCGGCUUGGACAUUACCGAGUCUCUAGGCGUCAAGGCGGCCGACAUUCAGGAUAUUGGCAUGCCACCGACUCACAUGCCGGGGUAUGUAAGAGAAAAGGAAAAGGGAUGCUUUCGGGCCCACGCCAACAUCUGGUCCGCGAGGCUGAGGAAGAACCUGCCCGCGGCCCUUAUUGUCGAGUCUGAUGCAACCUGGGACGUGAAUGUCCGCGACAUCAUGGCCAGCUUCAACCACGCGGAACGAGAAACAAGGCUUCGCGGGAAGGAGCAGAAGAAGGGCAUAGAGUACGACCCUAAAGACCCAUGGCUCAGUCAGCACUGGGACGUCCUCUCCCUCGGCCACUGCUUCGAGCUGCCACAGGAUAAUGACGUCUAUCUCGCCUUUCCAGACGCUCACGUCCCCCCGGCAUGGACUACUGGGGUCUUGGCUUGGGCCACGAGAGAGUGCCAAACUGGCGCGGCGAAGCUCCUGCUGAGAUCGGCGGUUAAUCUUGACGACUCGGUGGACAUGAUUAUGAGGCUCAUGAUCCUCGCCGGCGACCUUGUGGCCUACAGCACACCCCCCCCCCAUCAUGGCCCGGUGGCAGCAAUCGACGAGGAUGCGCAGAUAGAGGGAGUCACUGAGCUCUUGACAAGAUUUGAGGCCUCGGAGCUCCUCCUUAUCGAGUGGGAGACCAGCUUAUUGCAAAGCCUGGGCGUCCCCCUCGUAUCGACUGGGGACCUGUUUUUCCUUAUCCCAGACAAUCAGCUGCAGACAGCCCAUGAUAUCGGCGCUAGAUUAGGCUUCUGUCCCGCCGACAAGCAGCAGUUACCCCCCGUCUACCCAUCUGAGUUUUCUGGCCGUGGCAUUCGCUACAUCAUCGAUGACUCUGACGACGAAUCACCCGCAAUUGCGUAUCGGCUUUUUGAUAUGAGCUACGAAGGGGAUUAUGUAGAGCUCCCGUCUAACGACGAGCCACUUUCGGACAAGGAGCUGGAGGAAAUGGAAAAGGCGCUGGAGGAAAUUAGAAGCUGGGUCUGGAGGAACGAUGAGGAGUGGAUGGGGGAGGCACUGCUUCAAGUCGUGGCAGGCAAGGCUCGAUACGACGAUCUGCCGCACAGCUGA
This is a messenger RNA of Hirsutella rhossiliensis, 1209 nucleotides long. Its product is annotated as Glycosyl transferase, family 25. The coding region runs from base 1 to 1209 and encodes 402 amino acids. Lineage: Eukaryota; Fungi; Ascomycota; Sordariomycetes; Hypocreales; Ophiocordycipitaceae. The record is from RefSeq and is a predicted model, not a curated record. The transcript has 8 exons.